Messenger RNA from Plectropomus leopardus (leopard coralgrouper), 5212 nucleotides. RefSeq lists its product as uncharacterized. The record is from RefSeq and is a predicted model, not a curated record. NCBI's taxonomy places the organism in Eukaryota, Metazoa, Chordata, Actinopteri, Perciformes, Serranidae.
UUGGCCAUUCAUCCACCCAUCUCCACUCCAGUCUGUCUGGAUGCAGCAGUGUGUCCGACUUCCAUAACUGUGUCAUGAGCUCUGAAUAGGUGGACCACCGACACUGGAAGAUGAUGUGGAGUGUUGUGAUCCUGCUGGCUGCUGCCCUCAGUGUGGAGUCCUAUAUUGUCCAUGACCUCCACGAGCGUUUGGCCCAUGGUCGCCAGCUGAAGAUCUACCUGCCCAAGAGUGUGGAGAAGCUGGAGUUCAUUCCAGCUGAUGAGCCUGGCAAGGUCUUUGUAUACUGGGAGAAGGGCAGAGUCAGGGUGAACAAAGGUAGGAUAUCAGGUACUGGCAGUGACCGACGCUGGUACAUUGACAAGGUGACUUAUGAGGACCAAGGGACAUACAUCCAGAAGGACUACUGGAAUAAAGAGAUCUCCACUGUCAAAGUGGCCGUCAUACCCAGACAUCACUAUGUGAAGUGUGUAGCAGGAGAGAGUCUCUCCAUCUCACUGGAGGGCAUUGAUCUGGCAGAUGCCAAACUCCUCUUCUCUAAGGAGACUGCCAACAUUACUCUGGUGCGUGACGGUGCUCGGGUGUCCCAGGACCUUCCGGAUUAUUGGGACCGGGUUCAGACCCACUCCAUGAGCAUCGAGAUCAGGAAUGUGAACUUCAGUGAUGAGGGACAUUACACUCUGAAAGACCGCAGGGACCGGAUUGUGUCUGUGACCAGGAUGGACCUGACAGACCAUCAUGAGUACGCAGACGGAAACCCUCUCCUGGCUCUGCUCCUACUGCUGGGAAUCCCAGCAGGGAUCUGCUGCUGCUGUCGCAAGAAGAUUUUCAAGAAGAAAGCCUCUGCUGCAACGCUGCAGGCUACCCCAGAUGUGGUCCAUACUCCCCCUGGUGGUCCUACUGGACCUUGUCCUCCCUACAGUGCUCCUGGACAACCUGGAGUGAUGUACUACAACGGCCCAGACCCUAGCAUGGCCACAACAGUUCAUCCUCCGCCUCCCGGCCCAGGACAGUGGAACGGCCCCCCGCCCUCUCCAGGUUUUAAUCCAGCCUACCCACCCCAGAACCCUGCCUACCCUCCUGCCAGUCCAGCUAUGAUGCACCCUGCCCAGCCUCCACAAUGGAAUGGCCCACCACCAGGGCAGUACCCCCCUGGACCUGCUGCUCCAAUGGGCUAUGCUCCAGCUCCGGUGAUGUAUAGUGCUGCUCCACCAGCAGAGGAGGUUAAGAUGGAGAAUAUGGCUCCCUCCCCUGCUGACCCCUUGCUGAGCGCCGCUCCACAGGCUGAAGCUGCAUCCUCUCCUGUGGCUCCUGUUCUCAGCACCUCUGACAGUGACUGCACGUUCAAGAUCGCGGGAGACAAAAGCUCCUCCUUCCUGUGAGGAUGCGACUCCUGGAGCAUCUUCGUCGCAGUCCUUCCUCACUUUGAUUGUUACAUCCGUGACCAGAUGCAGGUGGAAACAUGAGCAGCAUUUGGACAGUUGAUUCUAUUCUUUAUCUCCUUGCCACGAUUAGUAUUUAUUCCUCUAUCUAAAAGGUGGAAAUAAUGUGUUUUUAGGCUAGAUGAAAAAUUAUUUGUGGUAUAAAAUUUACCGGCUCAGGCAGCAUAGUUUUUGCAGCAGGAGUCAGAUAUUUGGGAUCAAAUGUCCCGAGGUAAGGAGACAAAGAACAGAGGUGUUUUUUUGAAGUGUUAGCAUGCGGAAUAGAAGUGUAACAACAUCUGAUGAGUAAAUCUUAAAAACAGGGCUGGCUUCAGUUCAUUUAAGAGAUGUCUUAGCCAAUGAUUGUGUUUUUCUAUCUACAUUUUCGCUGAUUCCAGCCCGGUUAUUUUUCUUUGAUUCCUUUCUGUUUCUGAUUUGCCAGAAAAGCUAAGCAAUCAAGAAAAGGGAUUUACUCAAAAAUUAGAAUCUAGGAGCAACAAAAGGAAACAAACCAGUCUGCCGGGAAAAACCACUGACUGAAAAUCAGUCAAUAGGAACAGCAAACAAAUGUCUUGAAUAAGAAAUGUUUCACUGACAAAUAAGUUGCCUUGAGGUGUGUUCAGACUAAACAUUAGGGUGACCAGACGAGAAAGGGGGAAAUUCGCAACAGAGGGGUUGACAAUGGGAGCGGCCUCAAGUACAUCAGCGUCAUUUAACAGUAAAAUACAUGAAAGUCAAACUGCAAGAAUGGAUUAGUUUUGUUCAUGAACUUCAACUGUCUGUCAUCCCGAAAAAGAAACGUAAUGACACAAUGGAUGAUAUGAAGCACAGUGUCCUGGCUGUGAACCAUUACACACAGGUGACGCGUACGUUUCAGUCAUUUAAAAUGUUUUUUUACAGAAUCACAGAGCUUACGAAGCAGCUUACGAAUGCAUUUCUUUUAAAUAUUUUUUAUCGGACAUCCCUCCCACAGAGGUGGCUGCACUUGCUGUCAUUUGGUAUAAAACAGAUAAUCCAUUUUAUCACUGAAAAAGAUAAAUGAAAACAAACUUGCUUGAAAAAUGAAAAUACUUGUUUUACUAAAGCCAACAGGACAUUUUUUUUAUCAAAGUUUUUUUUUUCUUCAGAUUUUUGGGAUUCAGAGAGUGAAAAAACUGGAUCUACUGUAAGUGAUGUAGACUGAUAAUUCAGUGACAGAGGCCUCUCAUUUGAAUUUAGAGUUUUCUAAAUUCUGGUGACAGCUGCAGCUUGUUUUGCAUAUCUCAUGUUUUUAAUUAAUAGUAAUAGUAUUAUGUUAUUAAGUGUCAAAUUAAGUCUCAAGUCAAGUUGAGUCUCACAGCACACAGACAGCUCUUGUCAUAUUAUCUGUUAUUAUGAUGGUUAAUCUCAGGACAAACAGAACAUGAUUUGGGACAUCUGCUCGUAAUUCGUGACUGUUGUGAAUUUUUCAGGAUGUCUGGUCACCGUUCAAUACAAUAAGAAACUAUUUGUCUUUUUUAGGUACAAUGAAUUUGGCAGAUAAAGUGUUUUUUUGCAGUCUGAUAUAAACAGCUAAAUGACCUGACUGGAGGUUUCUAGCUAGUUAACAGGCACUGACUAACGAUGUCUCAGAGUGAUUUUUAAACUGCAGCAGCUAACGCAUCCACCACCUUACCUCAGAUCUGUCCCUGUUGAUCUGUCCAUUAUAUUUCUCCUGGAGCUCCAGGAUUGCUGCCUACUUGCCUUUGACUCAGUGCUGCGAGACAUAUCACAACCUUCACAGUUACAAAUGUCUUACAGCAAGACUUUUUCGGCACCAGAUAAGUCUGGACACACCUCAAUGUCCUUAAUAUGUCAAGUGUUUCCUCCAAUGGUGCAUUUUCACAACUGACAAACCACAAUCCAACAAAAUCUAGGGUUUUUUGGGGCCUUGAGGUCCAGGACUCUGAAGGAACUACCUGUACUGCUUUGUGCAGUCGGUAAUCCAGCCUUAGCCCUGCGUCUGGAAUCAGAUUGGGGUCUCAAAUUUGGUGCUACCAGUUAGGCUCAGCGCGGUCGGGUCUGUGGGCCCAGACACACCAAACUGAUGUCAACAUAGACCAACUGUUGUGUGUCUUCACGUCAACUGUGUCUCAGCCAGAAAGUUGCACUUGAACACACCGCAAAAGCUACAGAAAAUGGCCAACUACCACAUAUGCUGACACAUAAACAUCUGUGCCUCUUCAUAGCUCAACAAUGUCGGUUUUGUAUCAGUCUAUUUUAUGAAUUUCUUUGUUAAAGUCAAAUCAGAGUCGCCACAGACCCCCUGAAUCUUCUGAUAGUAAUAACUCCACCUAAAUGACCUGGAUUUGAUGUGAAGUCUGUCUUUUGUAAAUGCUAACAACUAAACCGUAGGAAUGCUACCAGAAUAGCCUGCCUUUUAGCGGGGCGACCUCAUGCCUUCUUACGAUUACAGCAAAAAACAUAUCACUCAUUAUUCAUUCAGAGCCUGUGUCCAAGCCGCUAUCACCGAGCCACAGUCAAGCAGGAAGUAGCACCUUUCACAUGGAGCAAACCUGUUUGUCAAGACAGUGAAACUUUGUGUCUGUGAGUUAUUACCUUCUGUCAUAAACAUGUAGCUAUUCUCACAAAUGCUAAUAUAUAUAUAUAUAUAUAUCAAGUGCUGCCAAACACAUUUAUAGCUCUGUUGCUUUGUUAUUCUUCGAUGGCAUUUGCACUCAACAGUAGCCUUUUGAGUGUCACUGUGUCCGUCCUGAUAUCCAGGAUGGAAGUCUCAAGCCUUCUUGCUCAAACCUGGACAAAAAUUUAAGAGCCACAUCUUUGUUUUUGCUCCUAUUUUUCACAGGUUAAAGUUAAAGAUUUGUUAUGCGCUCAAUAGAUGCAGUUUUCUCAAAUUUCUCUUCUCUUCUCCUGGAAUUUUGUUGUGUGGUAAAACUGCACAUUAUAAAGUGGCAUUUUACUGUGACCAUCUCAAGGCACACCUGUUUCGUAAUGAUGCUGUUUAAUCAGCAUCUUUAUGUGCUACACCUGUCAGAAGGUGGAUGGGUUAUCUUGGAAAAGGUGAAAUGCGCUGUGACAGAAUUUUAAAAAAAUAUGCAUGCAACCAAGGUUUUAGAGAAAUACUGUAUGUCUUGUGUGCAUGAAAAGUCUUAGAACUUUAACCUGUGGGAAAAAAAUAGCAAAAAGUGCUGCGUUUAAAUUUUUGUUCAGUGAGAAACUUUCAACUGAAAACCACUAACAGGCCUUCAUUGAAAUGUAAAAAGCAUCAUUUGUUUGUGGAGGUGAGUAAAUAAAGUGAGCCUUCAUCUCCACAGGGUAUGCAGACUUGAUGUUGCUGAUCUUAGGUCGGCUGGAUUCAGUUUCUGUCCUGUGUGCGAUGUCUUGGCGACGUGGUUUUUGGAGUCAUAUGUUAAACUGGGACAAACAAGUUUUGAACAGCAAAACAAGGUCUGACUUUUUUACCUUUGUGUCCUAGAUCUGAUGUCCUCACAUGUAGCAAGGUGAGAUGAGCAGCGGUUCACAUAAUGUUUGAGUAUGUGAUUGUUUUUAUUGGGUUGUUUUUUUUAUGUAAAUGUAACCAAUGAUAUUCACAAAGUGUAUAUGUAGUUUAUUGUUAUGGGUGUUAUUUGUAGUUGGAGACACCAUCAGACUGGCUCAGUUUUUGUGAUAUGUUGGAGUCUGUCAGUUCCAUCCAUCACUAUGCCAAUGAACACUGGUUUCCUACCUCUCAUUUUAUAUCUAAAAUGUUAAAACAUACUACAAACUGUAUAUGGAAGAGCAACUAUGUGUCAAUGAAACUAAGCAUGUAUAUGGAA